Molecule: messenger RNA, 2376 nt
Organism: Tupaia belangeri chinensis (Chinese tree shrew)
Lineage: Eukaryota; Metazoa; Chordata; Mammalia; Scandentia; Tupaiidae
Gene: HS3ST4
Product: heparan sulfate-glucosamine 3-sulfotransferase 4
Exons: 2
Molecular function (GO): [heparan sulfate]-glucosamine 3-sulfotransferase activity
Source: RefSeq, a predicted model, not a curated record
CGGGACGCCUGGCUUCGGACCCCGCUGGCCCCCAGCGAGAUGAUCACCGCGCAGAGCGCGCUGCUGGAGAGGGAAGCUCAGGAGUCCAGCACCACCGACGAGGAGCUCGCAGGCCGGAGAGCGGCCAACGCGAGCAGCGAGAGGGGCGGCGUUGUCAGCACCCCGGACUAUGGGGAGAAGAAGCUGCCACAGGCGCUUAUCAUCGGGGUCAAGAAAGGAGGGACCCGCGCGCUGCUGGAGGCGAUCCGCGUACACCCGGACGUGCGGGCGGUGGGCGUAGAGCCGCACUUCUUUGACAGGAACUACGAGAAAGGGCUGGAGUGGUACAGAAAUGUGAUGCCCAAGACUUUGGAUGGGCAGAUAACCAUGGAGAAGACUCCAAGUUACUUUGUGACAAAUGAAGCUCCCAAGCGCAUUCACUCCAUGGCCAAGGACAUCAAAUUGAUUGUGGUGGUCAGAAACCCAGUGACCAGGGCCAUCUCUGACUAUACCCAGACACUGUCAAAGAAACCUGAGAUCCCUACCUUUGAGGUGCUGGCGUUCAAAAACCGGACCCUAGGGCUGAUCGAUGCCUCCUGGAGUGCCAUUCGAAUAGGGAUCUAUGCUCUGCACCUGGAAAACUGGCUCCAAUAUUUCCCUCUCUCUCAAAUACUCUUUGUCAGUGGUGAGCGACUCAUAGUGGACCCCGCUGGGGAAAUGGCCAAAGUACAGGAUUUUCUAGGCCUCAAGCGUGUUGUGACUGAGAAACAUUUCUAUUUCAACAAAACCAAGGGGUUCCCUUGCCUAAAGAAGCCAGAAGACAGCAGUGCCCCAAGGUGCUUAGGCAAGAGCAAAGGUCGGACUCAUCCCCGCAUUGACCCAGAUGUUAUCCACAGACUGCGGAAAUUCUACAAACCCUUCAACAUGAUGUUUUACCAAAUGACUGGUCAAGAUUUCCAGUGGGAACAGGAAGAGGGGGACAAAUGAAGCUAGAGAUGUGGAGGGGAGGCUAGUGAAUAGCUGAAGAGGUUCCUUACCAGAGUCUUAAGUCCCCUGGGUUGUGCAGCUUCAGUCUUGCUGGAGUGCCACAUAGAUCUCCUUUGUUCAGUCGGGAGUGCCUCCAACGCUAUUGGCUUAGGAAAAGAGGUGGAUCCCAUGGUAUUCCCAUGGGGGAACCAAGUUUGUCUAGGCAGCAGCAUCUGAUUGAUCAGAUGGCGUCUAAAGACAGAGGAUAAAGAUCUGUCAGUGUCAGAGAUGAUGCCAUGUUUAUUUGAGUGACAGAAAAGAAAGAAAGGUCUACUUUAUGGAGGCCCUCACAUUAGUUUGGGGAACCUGGGUUCUAGCCCUGAAUAUCUGGCACAGGCAUUUAUGUCUAAAUCUUUGCUUUGGAUUCUCUCCAGAAAGCUAUUUGUGUCUAGUACUCCAGGACACCUAGGGAGCAAGGUCCUCUCUCUAAGAUGUUUCUAGUCUUCUCUUUAAAGGCUUCAUCCCACAACCUCUUGACUUUUUUCCUCUUUACAUUACGAAGGCAGAGGCAUGCACAUUUUUCACCAAAAAGAAAAAAAGGAAAAAAAAAAAAAAAGCUGACACCCCUGGAAGCCUUCUUUUUAAGAGCCCUCUAAGAAGGAUUUGGUCUCUCUCUCUUCAUGAGUUUCCUGAAUCAUGGAAAAGCUGAGCAUAUGCCUUUGUAUAGAAUCAGGCCCACAGGGCUGCUCUCACUGGUAUGAUUACAGGGCUCUGAACUCAGAGCCCUGAGGUUGGCAAAGAUGAAUGGUCUUAUCUGAGGGUAAGAGAAGAAAUCCAGUCCUCUUGGUCGGAAGUCUCCUUACAGGAAGACCCUUUCCUUCAAGCAGCAUAAUCAUGAAACAUGCUUUUAGGGUGCACUCUGUUCCCUCGGGUCCCCAGACUUGCAAAGCCCAGAGAGUUGGCUUGUGUGUUUUUAUGAGUAAUCCUUAGUGAUGGAAUAGGAAGGGGAGCAGUUACCAUUUUUCUGUUUGCCCACCACAGUCCCCUCAGGGUCAUCUCGUGCUCCAUUUUCUCUGUUCAGAAAUGGCAUAUAUUGAAGCAGUGGCAAGAGGGCUGCCUCCAUUUGCCAGAUCCUAUUUGCAAGUGGUUUGGGAGGGCAAGGGCUGUCUGCAAUGCCUCCAUAAAGGGCUGCCAAAUAAAUUGUCCCUUCCCAUUAGUUUGAUUCGAUUAAAAUGCAGCAUUUGACAUAAAGCACUUGUUCACAGAUCUCUAAAACCAGGACUGUUCAAGUAAAAUUGGAAAUUUGUGUGAGUGGGGGGAGUAAAAUCUGUUCGGCUGUUAUUGAACUGUCAUUUCUCCUGCUAAAUGAAAACUGUGUUGUUAUAAAGCUUAAUGCAACCUGAUUAAUGGGUUUUGAUGGUUUGUUUGUGU